Molecule: messenger RNA, 1311 nt
Organism: Paralichthys olivaceus (Japanese flounder)
Lineage: Eukaryota; Metazoa; Chordata; Actinopteri; Pleuronectiformes; Paralichthyidae
Source: RefSeq, a predicted model, not a curated record
AUGGCGCUGGCUGGAGUAAGAGUAAUCGAGCUGGCGGGCCUGGCUCCAGCACCGUUCUGUGGCAUGAUCCUGGCCGACUUCGGGGCCAAGGUGGUCCGUGUUGACCGGACUAAGGUCGCCAUGGCUUUGGACACACAGGCGAGGGGGAAACUAUCUGUGGCCAUUAACCUGAAGACCCAGAAGGGUGUGGACUUGCUGAGGAAGCUCUGCAUCCAGUCUGAUGUGGUCCUAGAGCCCUAUCGUAAAGGUGUGAUGGAGAAGCUGGGCCUCGGGCCACAGGAGCUGCUGAAGGAAAACCCUCGGCUGAUCUACGCUCGGCUGACAGGAUAUGGACAGAGUGGGUCUUAUUCUACUGCAGCUGGACAUGACAUCAACUACCUCGCCAUGUCAGGCCUUUUAUCCCGGCUGGGUCGCAGUGGGGAGAAGCCCUAUGCUCCACUGAAUCUGUUAGCAGACUUCGCUGGCGGUGGUCUGACCUGUGCCCUGGGGAUAGUCCUGGCACUGCUGGAGAGGUCAAAUUCUGGGAAAGGACAGAUCAUUGAUGCAAACAUGGUGGAAGGAGCUGCAUAUGUGGGUUCAUUUAUAUGGAAAUCUCGUCGUAUUGGUAUGUGGGACCGUUCUAGAGGGGAGAACAUGUUGGACAGCGGAGCGCCGUUCUAUGAUACGUACCAGACUUCAGAUGGAAAAUACAUGGCUGUAGGUGCCAUAGAACCACAGUUCUACAGACAGCUACUUCAAGGUUUAGAGUUGGACCCUGCAGAAUUGCCUGCUCAGAUGAGCAUCAGUGAUUGGCCAGAGCUGCGACGGAUGUUCACGGAGCGUUUUGCCUCAAAGACCCAAGCAGAGUGGGCCGGGAUUUUUGAUGGGACGGACGCCUGCGUAACACCUGUGUUGUCUUUUGACCAGGUGAGCUCACACCCACAUAACCAGGAAAGAGGCUCUUUUGUGAAGGACUCCGAUGGGGAGGAAAGCCCCCGCCCAGCCCCGGUGCUCUCUCGGACUCCUGCGGUGCCUUGCCUCACCUCCGACCCUGUUAUUGGAGAGCACACAGUCGAGGUCUUGGACGAGUACGGCUUUAAAUCAGAAGAGAUAAAGCAGAUGUUAGCAGCUGGGGUCAUAGAGUGUAAUGCUGUCAAGGCAAAGCUGUAGAGGAACAAGUGCAUGUCUAAAAUAGAUCUGAAUAAUCUAACAAAUAAAAUAAAAUCAGUUGUUCAUACUGUACCAUGUUCACACAUACUUCAUGACAUGUUCACUGCUGUGUUCUCUUCUUUAGUGCUACUUCAGUACUAAAAAAUAAAUAAAUCAUAAUUU